Messenger RNA from Aureobasidium subglaciale EXF-2481, 1530 nucleotides. RefSeq lists its product as uncharacterized. The transcript has 3 exons. Lineage: Eukaryota; Fungi; Ascomycota; Dothideomycetes; Dothideales; Saccotheciaceae. The record is from RefSeq and is a predicted model, not a curated record. Gene Ontology annotation, molecular function: iron ion binding; heme binding; oxidoreductase activity, acting on paired donors, with incorporation or reduction of molecular oxygen. The coding region runs from base 1 to 1530 and encodes 509 amino acids.
AUGGAGUUGAAGCAUAUUGUAUUUGGCUUGGCAUUUGCCUUUGUUAGCUACAUCGUCGUGGAAUGGCAACGACCAAAGGAAGGCAUUCAGGAGCCUCCUGCACUUCGAGCAAAGAUUCCAUUCAUUGGACAUAUCAUUGGAAUUGCUACUCGUGGACUUCGAUACUUUGGAAAGGCUUGCGAGGGAUCUGAUGAGCCCAUUGUUACAAUCGACUUUCUGGUUUCGAAAGUUUACUUGGUCAACAAGAGCAGUGCAGUCAAGGAUGUUCAACGAAACUCGAAGGUCAUUACCUUUGACCCCUUCCUUGACUCUGCUGCUGAGCGUAUGGUGGGCGUCUCGGCUCAAGGUCUGAAAUUGCUCACAGGCAAGGAGAAGGGAGGCGGUGACCUCAAUCGAAAGGUUGUGAAAGCCAUGCAUCCUACUCUUCUUGGUCCUGGUCUAGACGUAGCCAACAGAAACAUGAUCAACAAUCUAGUAAAGUCCGUCGAUGAGCUGGCUUCAUUGGGCAACAAAAGCUUCGAUAUCUAUGCCUGGUGCAAGCAUGCCAUCGCUGUCGCUAGUACGGACGCCGUAUGGGGUGAGAAAAACCCGUUAAAAGAUCCCGAGAUCGAAGCAGCCUUCUGGGACUUCGACUCACAUCUGCGCCUGUUGCUCUUCAACGUCUUUCCUACCAUCAUUGCACGAAAGGCAUAUCGAGGUCGUGAGAAAGUCGCAGCUGCUUUCGUCAAGUACUACAAUGAGGGUGGUCAGCAUGUGGCUUCGGAGCUCGCCCAAGCACGUUGGAAAGUUCAGCAUGAGAGUGGAGCCACCACCGAAGACAUUGCUCGCCUGGAGACAGCGACUGUGCUUGGAGUAGUGUCAAACACAACACCAUCUUCUUUCUGGAUGCUCUUCGAUAUCUAUUCACGCCCUGCUCUGCUAACACAGCUCCGCGAUGAAGUGCGCGAGCAUGCACUAAAGAAGAAUGAUAAUGGAGAAAUGAUAAUCGAUCUCGCUGCCAUGAGGGACGAUUGCCCAAACCUCCUGGCCACUUUCCAAGAAGUGCUUCGUACGCAUUCGAAUGGCGCUCCUACUCGCUUCGUCACAGAGGAUAUAGUGUUAGGCGACAAACACCUGCUAAAGAAGGGUCGCAUCCUCAUGAUGCCCGGCAUGAACAUGAACUACGAACCCAGCAUCUGGGGCGACGACUCUCAAAACUUCGACCCUACACGCUUCAAGAAAGAAACUUUAAAGCAACGACCAACCAGCUUCAUGUCUUUCGGCGCAUCACCAAAUCUAUGUCCCGGACGCCACUUUGCAAGCGGAGAGAUUCUUGGCCUGGCAGCCAUGAUGAUUUUACGCUACGACAUCACCCCUAUUGGUGGAAAAUGGUACUUGCCAAAGUUCUGGCAGGGCGCUAUUGCAGCUUCUAUGCCUUUUCCUGCAGAAGCGUAUAAUGUGACUGUGACGCCUAGAGAAGAAUUCGCUAAUACGACAUGGGCGUACAAGUCGACUGAUGGAAAGGGCAAGUUCCCACUUAUCACAGGCUGA